Molecule: messenger RNA, 6013 nt
Organism: Mya arenaria
Lineage: Eukaryota; Metazoa; Mollusca; Bivalvia; Myida; Myidae
Product: ribosome-releasing factor 2, mitochondrial-like
Exons: 10
Coding region: 56-2365 (769 amino acids)
Biological process (GO): ribosome disassembly; mitochondrial translation
Cellular component (GO): mitochondrion
Molecular function (GO): GTP binding; translation elongation factor activity; GTPase activity
Source: RefSeq, a predicted model, not a curated record
UUCAAUGUCAACGCAUGUAUAUGUUUAUAUAUAAUUUAUACAUUAAACUGUUAAAAUGUUGCGCUUAUGGAAUGUCUAUGGGCAUGCGAUCGACCGAACUUGUAGAGCCUACUUUCUAGGUUGUAAACAAAGUUUUGUUAAAUUCUCAAAGCCAGUCUACAUGUCUUCUACACAGAGUGAGGGAACUAAAGAAAAUGAUUUGAAAUCCAUUAGGAACAUUGGGAUUAUGGCUCAUAUAGAUGCUGGCAAGACCACAACUACAGAGAGAAUGCUCUUUUACGCUGGGUUUUCUAGACAUUUAGGUGAUGUGGAUCAUGGUGACACAGUGACAGACUAUCUGGAAGAGGAACGUGAGAGGGGCAUCACCAUCGUGUCAGCGGCUGUCACUCUCUUUUGGAACAAACAUAGAAUUAACCUUAUAGAUACACCUGGUCAUGUGGACUUCACAGUGGAAGUAGAGAGAGCAUUGAGGGUGCUAGAUGGAGCAGUCACUGUUCUUGAUGCUGCAGCAGGUGUGGAAGCUCAGACAUUAACAGUGUGGAAGCAGGCGAACAGAUACAAAAUCCCUAGAAUUAUCUUUUUAAACAAGAUGGACAAGCUGGGUGCAAAUUUCAAUAUGUGUUUAAAAUCUAUAAGAGAAAGGUUGCAUGUAGAACCAAUUCCUAUCAACUUGCCAAUUGGAAAAGAGAAAACUUUUACUGGAAUAGUUGAUCUCAUAUCUCUAGAACAGAAAAUAUGGGAUUCUCAAAAGUCAAAUGAUGGUCGUUUGUUUGAUAGCGAAAAAAUAGACUUGCAUAAAGAUAAUGUAUCAACAAAACUUGUAAUAAAUGAACGUAAUUCUUUCAUUGGUAGUUUAGCUGAAUAUGAUGAAACUAUUGAAAAUCAUGUAUUAAAUGACACUAAAAUAGAAGAUAUUCCAGUUAUGGAUAUUCACAAAGCCUUAAGAGCAGUGACAUUAAGUAACAAAGCUGUGAUAGUUCUUUGUGGGAGUGCAAAAAAGAAUGUUGGAAUCCAGCCUCUUUUAGACGCUACAGUGCGCUACCUCCCUUCCCCUGCAGACAUCCACCACAGUUUCUUGAGUUACUAUGGCAACCACCUAUGUGCAUUGACAUUCAAAAUAGUGCAUGAUCGGCAUAAAGGAGCACUAACAUAUGUGCGGAUCUAUUCAGGCUGGUUGAGAGAGGGGGAGAGUGUGUACAAUGUGAACUUGAAGAAGACAGAGAAGGUUGGUAAACAGAACCUGUUUGAGGUGAACGCAGACAAUUACCGGCUUGUGCGGGAAGUUGGGCCGGGAAACAUCGCCUGUGUGUCUGGACUGCAGGAGGUUCGAAGUGGAGACACAAUAACAGACAGCCAGAAAUCAGCCAAGUAUGCAUCUGACCAGUAUAUGAAACUCCUGGAAGAUGACCUUGACAUGGAUGAAAAUGAUCUUGAAGGUCCAGUGUUAGCCGGCCUGAAUGUUCCCCAGCCUGUGUUUUACUGCUCCAUCGAGGCCCCUAGCAACUCCAAGCAGCGCGAUAUGGAACUAGCCCUGGAACAGAUGCAGAGAGAAGAUCCCAGCUUAAUGGUUGAGAUUGACAGUGAAACUGGUCAGACCAUUCUAAAGGGAAUGGGGGAGUUACACCUGGAGAUAGUCAAACACCGUCUGGAGAGGGACUAUGGUGUGGAACCAUACCUGGGACCCCUACAGAUAAACUAUCGAGAAAAAGUAACAAAAGCAAUAGAACACACAGACAAGCUGGAAAAUGUGAUAGGCAAACAGAGGAACUCUGUCACCAUGACGAUGGUGAUCGUCCCUGGAAAUGCCCUGCCUCUCUUCAAGCAGGCAACAUACCAAGGGGAAACUGUACCAAGUAAUUUGAAGAAUCCGAAUCAUCCUUUAACAAAAGCAAUUAACAGGGGAAUACAGUCUGCUUUAAGUUGUGGCCCUCUGUUGUCUAGUCAGGUGGUGGACGUGGAGGUGACUGUCACAAGUGUUCACAUUGAGCCUGGUACAUCACAGACGUUUGUAACCGCGGCCGCCGCUCAUACAAUCUCCCAGGCCCUUCUGCAGGCCGCAUGCUGUCUCAUGGAACCAGUCAUGAGGAUGGAGAUUCACACUGACAAUGAAUAUGCAGUGAAGAUACAGAGUGACCUAUUCCGGCGGAGGGGAGAUGUGCUUGAGGACAGCAUGCAGGGUGGCUACAGGAUUCUCCAUGCCCAGGCACCCCUUGCUAACCUAGUGGGAUAUUCCACUCACCUGCGAACACUCACCUCAGGGACAGCCUCAUUCUCAAUGGAGCUAGACCAUUAUAAGGAACUUUCUCCUGAUGAAGAGAAAAAAGUGAUUACUAAACAGUUUGGCGUGAUUGGAGAAAUGAUGUGAUAAUCGCAGUAUUUUAUCAUUUAUUUUCCUUGUUAAAAUUUAUUUUCCUUGUUAAAUUAUGUGAAUGUCUUCAACCAUUAACUAAAAUGUUAAAAAAUACUGGUUGAAACUUGUGCUAAUAAUAAAAGUUUAUAAAGCACUACAUAUAGGAAAAACAUCUUAAACUUUUAACUGUGGACGUAGUUUUCGCAAGAACUUUGACUGUAACCCAAACCUAAAAGGGAACUUUAAUGGUCCAUGGGUCAAACCAUUCCUAAGUUAAUGUGUGUACAAUUUUUUUUUAAGACUUGACAGUGGACUUUGACCUACUGAACUCAAAAAAUAAUAGAAGUCAUGUACUGGUUAUGGGCAAUCUACCACCUACAUUUAGUGGUCCUAAGCAAAGACUUUCUGAAGUUGUUUGGCAGUUUCCCUUAGCUUUUGAAACUGACCCCGAUCUUUUAACUUACUGUCUGCAAAAAUAAUAUGCGUCAACAGCUGGUCAGGGCAACCUACCACUUGAGUUUCAGGGUCAGACGUUAGGCUGUUCUUGAGUACUUGUGUGGACAAAGUAUUCAUUAUACUGUUGACUGACCAGCUGACCAUAAAUUAAUAGGGGACAUGUAAUGGUCAAGGGCAACCUACCACUGAAGUUUUAUGGUCCUAUGUCAAACCAUUCUCCAGAUAUUGUGCGGAUAAGACAUGGUAUAUCUACCAACAGACCAUCCCACCAACCAGCCUACAAACAUUAUUCAAAUGAUGUAUGUGGUAUAUAUUCUCGUACUUAAUUUCUUGAACCUUUUUGGACAGUUUUGUUAAAUUGAAUUCUCUACAAAAUCUAAAGCAAGCGAUAACCAGUUUGAUGCAAUGUUACGACUUCUUUUAUUACAAUAAAAUAUGAAUACAAUAUAAAUGCAAAAUGUUUUAUAAAAAAUAUUUAACAAGUGCGCCAACUAUCGCAAAAUGUGUCCGUCCUCUUUUGGGGACAUCGAAGUUUGGUGAUAAGUGGCUGUACCUUAGGACAAAUUUAAAGAGUGCUUGCUGUUAAAACUGUUUUUGCUAAUUCAAGUGUCAUAACUCUGGAGUAGUGGAGGGGUCAUGGCUGGUUAUAGAACCUGACCGAGAGAUCCUGUCCUAAAUUAGGUGAUGAUUGAUCAAAAGUUUAAAGUUAAUGAUCAGAAAAGACUGCUUUUUGGUUAUUUCUAUAAUUGAGGGCGAUAAUGCUUGUAUGGCUGGUUAACAAACAUAUCAUUCUUAUGGUCAGUCUAAAAUUAAUGAUAGGACAAUAUUGGACGCAGCCCACCCAUAUGUUGUGGGUGAAUCUAUCAAACUGUAGUACAUGCCUACACCUACUGGACAAGAUAUGGCAUUCAAAUACCGGAAAAAAAAUCAGCGGACAUUUGGAAACAAGAGGGCCUUAUUGGCCCUAAAUCGCUCAUCUGAGUAAAAGAGUUUAACCUUUGUAAUAAAUAUAGCUUGAUAUUUGUUUUCAAAGAAUAUUGAAAAGCAUACUGAUCAAACAUGUUGCCUGGAUAAUCAAUGACAGGACUUGUCACAGUUGCCUGCACACUGACAGGGCUUGUCACAGUUUCCUGCACACUGACAGGACUUGGUGAUUGACUGCACACUGACAGGAUUUCGUUCAGUUGCCUGCACACUGACAGGACUUGAUGAUUGACUGCACACUGACAGAAUUUGAUUCUCAUAUAUGCACACUGACAGGAUUUUGUUCAGUUGCCUGCACACUGACAGGACUUGAUAAUUGACUGCACACUGACAGCACUUGGUACAGAUACCUGCACACUGACAGGACUUUUUUCAGUUGCCUGCACACUGACAGGACUUUGUUCAAUUGCCUGCACACAUACAGGACUUCGUUCAAUUGCCUGCACACUGACAAAACUAUGUUAAAUUGCUUGCACACUGAAAUAAUUUUUAGUAUAGAUAGACAAACAACAAACAGUGCACCAUCCAAUUAAAUCAAUAAACUGCCUUAUGCACCAGUCAAUUAUUGUAACCACGCCCCGCCCCCCCCUCCCCAUGUCCGGGGGUAUACCAGGGAUAGCCGGGGAAAUGGGCGUUUUGUUUACCAUCAGUUUGUCCCUGCAGGUCGGGGAUUUUACCAGGGGUUGGCUGGACCGAAAGUCAAAGUCCCCGCUAUUCCCCGGACCUGGGGGGCCGUGGUUACACUGGUGCAUUAAGCUCUAAUAAUCAAAUAUCAGAACGCAUUCAGCACCUUCCACUAUUAUCACUGCUUCUUCCAUCUCUGUCAACAUCACCUUCCUUCACAUGUUCAGGAUCAUUUUUAGCUUGACUAUUCGAAGAAUAGGUGGGCUAUACUACUCGCCCCAGUGUCGGCGUCGGCGUUCGGUUAAAGUUUUAGGGCAAGUUGGGAUUUUCACUUAUAAGUCCAAUACCCUACAUUCAAUUGACUUAAUACUUUACACAGUUGUUCAGGGCCAUCAUUUGAUGAGGUUAGGUAACUCCAUAUUAUUCUUUACACAGAUUAUGGCCCCUGAUUGACUAUGGAACUUAGGUUAAAGUUUUAGGGCAAGUUGGAAUAUUUAUUAAUAACUUCUUUAUAUCAUUUGUUCAAUUAACUUAAUAUAAUACUUCACACAGUUGUUCAGGACCAUCCCACAAUGAGGUUACAUACCUCCAUAUUAUCCUAAAUACAAGUUCUGGCCCCUGAUUGACUUAGGUUAAAGUUUUAGGGCAAGUUGGGAUUUUCACUUAAAACUCCAAUACCAUUCAUUCAAUUGACUUAAUACUUCACACAGAUGUUCAGAGCCAUCACAUUAUGAGGUUAGAUAACUCCAUAUUAUCUUUUAUACAAAUUAUGGCCCCUGAUUGACUAUGGAACUUAGGUUAAAGUUUUAGGGCAGGUUGGGAUAUUGUUUAAUAACUUCUAUACCCUUCAUUCAAUUGACUUAAUACUUCACACAAUUGUUCAGGACCAUCACCCAAUGAGGUUACAUAACUCUAUACCCUUAAUACAAGUUAUGGCCCCUGAUUGAGUUAGUUUAAAGUUUUAGGCAAGUAAAAGUUAAGGGCAAGUUGGGAUUUUAAUAAAAAAAACUUCUAUACCGUUCAUUAAAUGCACUUAAUAAAAUUCAAAAUUAUUUCUGACCAUCUUACAACAAGAAACAUAACUCCGUUUUAAGCCUAAAUGCAUGUUAUGGCCCUUGAUUUUUUUUUUAAUUUCCUUUGAAAGGCAUAUUUGUAUAUUCUUAACCACAUUUUCAUAAUGGGAAUUCAAGUUAUUUGAAUGACUUGCUUCAUUGUUUGGGCGGGCUGGUGGGAGGGCAGCAUCAAAGUCACCUUAUGUAUCAAAUAAUGUUAGUUAGGUUUGACAUAAAGAGACCAGACUUGGUAUUAUUACAUCGUUAUUGUAUUCAAAGCGGUGUAGUCGAGCGUCUUACGCCGGCUCAUGUUUUUUUUAAAUUCACAAAGGCGUAUUCACUUUCCACACAGAAGUUAUUGUAGCUUAGAAUAAUCUACAUGAAGUUCAAUGUCAAAGUCUGAUUAUUAAAUUUAUUAUUAAGUAAAAAUGAAAUUUCUUCUAAAGAAUAAAGUGUAUAAUAAUUAUUUGAAUCUAUGAACCCAAAAAAAUGAACAAUAAUUACCUUUAAGUGACUAUGUUGAAGACUUAAUAAAAUUUAAAAUCUA